Molecule: messenger RNA, 1689 nt
Organism: Cryphonectria parasitica EP155
Lineage: Eukaryota; Fungi; Ascomycota; Sordariomycetes; Diaporthales; Cryphonectriaceae
Exons: 5
Source: RefSeq, a predicted model, not a curated record
GACCCAAUUCUGCGCAACACCCUGCGGUAUACCAUCUCGGCGCGCGAGUACGCGCUGCUGCAUCGGUACAUACUCUCGCGCUCGCGUGAGGUCAAGAAGCGCGUACCGAGCGUCGAGACCGUGAAUAAGAUCAUGAACGGCGAUCCUGGCAAAGAAGCAGCAGGUGGAGGCGGCGGGGGGCUUAGGUCGUUGGACAUCCAGGACGUGGGGAGCACGAGCGCUGGUGCGGGAGCGGGCGCUGGGGCCAUGGUCGGUGCUGACGACUAUAACGCGCGCGCCGUCAGGCACUCACUUCGCGUGUUUGGCGCGACCGCUGCGGCGCUGAAGGUGUAUGGGCUAGUUACAGAGAAGUUUAUGGGCGCCAAGAGGGUUCCGAACGCGAACAAGCAACCUCUGUAUAAGUCGCCAGUGUUCCGACUGUCAUUAUCCUUGAGCUCGAUUCUGCUGCUCUAUCGGUUCCUGUAUCGCUUCUUCUGGCGGUUCCGACAGGCGAUCCUCGAUCCCAACGCCGAGCCCUUCCGGAUGCGCAACCCGCUCGUGACGCGGGCCUUGACGUCCAUCUAUACGCCUGCGAUUGGCGCCUCGAUGGCAGGUCUGGCCCUCGGUGUGUAUCCGGCAGAGCAGUUGCGCGUGACGAUUGCCAUAUACGCUGCGUUCCGUGCGUUGGAGUUCGGGUGGAACCAUGUUGAGGAUACCGGCAUGGUCUGGGGCCGGGAGAAGAAUGGCCGGCUGAGGAAGAGACCAUGGUGGUUCGGCAGCUGGAUGGUGCAGCCUUUUGCGUUUGGCCAGCUGUUGCAUGCUUUUGUCUUUGACUACGACUGCUUCCCUACGGCUUACGGCGACUUUAUCCUGAAAAACUCGUCGUCCUAUAUACACAAGCGACCAAAGGACUAUCCUGCUGCUCUGAGAUGGCCGAGCACACGACAGGUCGUAGACAGUCUGGCUCAAAUGGCUAAAUUGAAUUGGCCACCACACGUCUCACCAAUCCUCUUCCCCGACAAGGAAGAGACCCUCCCGCCAACCCUGAGGCACAUCGCACCCCUUACCGACCCAGCACACCCGCUCAUCACCUCUCUGAGCUGUGCCCUUCUUCACCCCGACGACCCGUCCUGCACCAAGACCUUUAUUACCUUCUGGGCGCGCUCGUUCCCGCUGCUGGCCCGCUUCUUCCUGGUCAUUUACUCGGCCUUCAUGAUCCCACGGUACAAGGCCCUGUACCAUGCCCCUGUCACCACCAUGUACAAGCUCCUCAAGCGCGUCCUCAGCAUGUCGACGUUCGUGACAGGCUCCAUCUCCACCGCCUGGGCCUCCAUCUGCUUCUUCCAGAACUGGCUCCCCCGCUCGUUCCUCGCCACCCAGCGCUUCUUCCUGGGCGGGUUCCUCGCGGGGUUCUGGGCCUGGGUCGAGCGCAGGAACGGCAGGGGUGCGUUCCUCUAUUCCGCGCGCGUCAGCGUGGACUCCCUGUGGAAGGUCGGUGUCAAGAGGCGGUGGUGGAAGGCGAUGCGCGCCGGCGACGUGUGGGUGUUUGUGCUUGCGGUCAUGCUCACGGGCAUGGUCUAUGAGAAGGAUAAAGAGGCCGUGCGGGAGGAGAGCUGGCGGAAGGGCCUCAGCUGGAUCAGGGGCCAGGGGUUCAGGGACUGGGCGAUGGAGGCGAUCGAGGAUGCCGAGGAGGAGGAGGAGGAGCAGCAG